Molecule: messenger RNA, 2022 nt
Organism: Suillus subalutaceus
Lineage: Eukaryota; Fungi; Basidiomycota; Agaricomycetes; Boletales; Suillaceae
Product: P-loop containing nucleoside triphosphate hydrolase protein
Exons: 4
Coding region: 1-2022 (673 amino acids)
Biological process (GO): double-strand break repair via homologous recombination
Cellular component (GO): cytoplasm; nucleus; chromosome
Molecular function (GO): nucleic acid binding; four-way junction helicase activity; 3'-5' DNA helicase activity
Source: RefSeq, a predicted model, not a curated record
AUGGCGCCUUCUCUUGCUUUGAUUCGUGCGCGGACAGAGGAGGUAUUUGGACGCAGGGCUUGCCUUUGGCAGCUCAGAGUUGCUGAAGCUUUUCUGCUCCGAGAUCGUGAUAUUAUUUGCAUUGCUGGGACUGGGAAGGGCAAAACUCUUACAUUCUGGAUGCCUCUACUAUUUGAUUCCACCAGUAUACAAGUCGUGAUUACUCCUUUGAAUUUACUUGGCGAACAAAAUGUCAUGGACCUCAAAAGAGUGGGAAUUUCAGCUAUAUCUAUACACACAGACACUGCUACAGCACAUAACUUUCAGGCAAUAGAGAACCUCGAGUAUCGAGUCGUCGUUAUCAGUCCUGAACAGGUUAUGAAGGAUGGCGGAGGAUUCAAGAGGCUACUCAAAAAUCCUUUGUUUGUGUCACACCUGAUGGGUGUGGUUAUAGACAAAGCUCAUUGUGUCAGCUCAUGGGGAGAAUUUCGCCCAGAAUACAAGGAGCUUGGUAGACUAAGAUUCAUCCUCCCCCUGGACAUACCAUUUCUUGUGACGUCUGCGACUCUCUCCUCGUCCAUGCUGCAAGAUGUCACCAGACUUCUCCAUCUACAGAGCGGGGACAAACUCAUCACUAUUCAUCGAAGUAUAGAUCGGCCAAAUAUAAAUAUUGGAGUAAAGCCCAUCCAGGGAACAUACCAAAGCUUUGCAGACCUCGCGUUCCUCAUUCCCGACCAGUGGAAACUCAGAGACCCACCCCCUCCUAAGUUUCUCAUCUUCUUUGACAAUAUAAACAAUUAUAUUGAGGCCGCAAAGUUGCUGCGGUCGCGUUUGCCACAAGAAUGUCAAGAUAAGGUCAAGUGGUUUAACGCUGACAUGACGACGCACUUUAAACAAGAUGAGGUGAAGAAUUUUACUGAAGGAAUCACAUGGGGGUUUUGUACAACAGAAUCCUUUGGAAUGGGUAUUGAUAUCAGUGAUAUUCGCAUUGUGAUUCAGUGGCGGGCAACGUGGUGUUCGCUGGCUACUAUAUGGCAGCGCUUUGGUCAUGCAGUUCGAAAUAUGUCGUUGGAGGGGACUGCGAUACUAUUUGCUGAGAAGGAGUACUUUGAUGUAUAUAAAGCAGAGAAAGAGAAACGGAGAGUGGAGCGAGCAAAAAGAAAGGUUACAUCUUCAAAGAAAUGGCGCAUCGUUACUACCGGCGAAAAUGGUCCUGUUGCCGCCGUGAACAUUCCAACAGGAGAAGAGAGAUCUGAUGGAUCUGAUGACGAGAUAGAAAUUAGCAGCACUCACGUUCAACAAACUCACGCCGGUGAUACAAUGGAUACCUGGCAAUUACGGGCGAAGAUGGAGGUGCCUAGAGAAACAAAUAUUAGCCAGCCUCAACGGAAGACCUCCCAACAAACUGGACUUGAGCCAGCUAUGGACUACUUCAUUAACGCUGAUAUGCGUCCUGGGAUUGGUUGUCGUCGUAAGAUACUGAACGUGUUUUUCAAGAAUGAGGAAGCGGAAGCUGAUCAUCACCAAUGCGAUGCUCUUGAGACCCCGGGUUGUCUUCGGUGUCUCAUCACACAGUCCAACAUCUGUUGCAAUAUUCACACUCCAGCGUAUUUUGUCCCAUUCAUCUCCACAAUCCCAAAACAACAAAAACAACCUUCACGCUCGCGCCUUGUCAAGUUUUCUAUGGCCAUCCUUGAUUUGAAGCUGACUGAUGCGCUUGAUGACUGGCGGGAGGAAACAACUAUCAAGCUCUAUGGCCAUGCUCAUUUGCAUGAUCUUGGACCUGGGCUCAUAAUGCCUAAUAGUAUUCUAGAUCCCAUUGUUGAAUGCGCGCAUUUUUCCAAGAUCAGAUCCACAGCCGACUUGGUCAAAGAAACUCGUUGGUCAGGAGCCAACAAACAUGGAGAUGAGAUUAUCGCAUUGAUUCACCAAGUCUGCCCACUUCCUACGCCCUUGACAUCAGCCCUGCUACAGCCUCGUACAAUCUUGUCAAAUGCUAAUGCAAGUACAUCGGUCCCUCAUAAUGCGAAACGAAAGAUGUGA